Camelus dromedarius (Arabian camel) is the source of this 4447-nucleotide messenger RNA. It is a transcript of the gene DPYD, whose product is annotated as dihydropyrimidine dehydrogenase. The record is from RefSeq and is a predicted model, not a curated record. NCBI's taxonomy places the organism in Eukaryota, Metazoa, Chordata, Mammalia, Artiodactyla, Camelidae. The coding region runs from base 103 to 3180 and encodes 1025 amino acids. The transcript has 23 exons. Gene Ontology annotation, molecular function: dihydropyrimidine dehydrogenase (NADP+) activity; iron-sulfur cluster binding; NADP binding. Gene Ontology annotation, cellular component: cytosol; cytoplasm. Gene Ontology annotation, biological process: uracil catabolic process; thymine catabolic process.
UCUACGGGCGCUCGGGGUCCGCUCGGCACUCCGGUCUCCGGCGGGAGCCUGAGGACGCGGCGAGGGUCUGUCUCUGUAGGACUCCAGGCUGCGGGCGCGGCCAUGGCCCCGGUGCUGAGCAAGGACGUGGCGGACAUAGAGAGUAUCCUGGCUUUAAAUCCUCGGACACAGUCUCAUGCAACUCUGCGUUCCACUUUGGCAAAGAAAUCAGACAAGAGACAUUGGAAAAGAAAUCCUGAUAAGAACUGCUCUAAUUGCGAGAAGCUGGAGAAUAAUUUUGAUGACAUCAAGCACACGACUCUUGGUGAGCGAGGAGCUCUCCGAGAAGCAAUGAGAUGCCUGAAAUGUGCAGACGCUCCCUGUCAGAAGAGCUGUCCGACUAAUCUGGAUAUCAAAUCGUUCAUCACGAGCAUCUCAAACAAGAACUAUUAUGGAGCUGCUAAGAUGAUAUUUUCUGACAACCCACUUGGUCUGACCUGUGGAAUGGUAUGUCCAACAUCUGAUCUUUGUGUAGGUGGAUGCAAUUUAUAUGCCACUGAAGAGGGACCAAUUAAUAUUGGUGGAUUGCAGCAGUUUGCUACUGAGGUGUUCAAGGCAAUGAAUAUCCCACAAAUCAGGAAUCCUUCUCUGCUGCCCCCGGACGCGAUGCCCAAAGCCUAUUCUGCAAAGAUCGCCCUUCUGGGCGCUGGGCCUGUGAGUAUAAGCUGUGCUUCCUUCUUGGCCCGGUUAGGCUACUCCGACAUCACCAUAUUCGAAAAGCAAGAAUAUGCGGGUGGUUUAAGUACUUCUGAAAUCCCUCAGUUCCGGCUGCCGUAUGAUGUAGUGAAUUUUGAGAUUGAGCUUAUGAAGGACCUUGGUGUAAAGAUAAUUUGUGGUAAAAGCCUUUCAGCGAAUGAAAUUACUCUUAGCACUUUGAAAGAAGAAGGGUACAAAGCUGCUUUCAUCGGGAUAGGUUUGCCAGAACCCAGAAAGGAUCACAUCUUCCAAGGCCUAACGCAGGACGAAGGGUUUUACACAUCCAAAGACUUUCUGCCACUUGUAGCCAAAAACAGUAAAGCAGGAAUGUGCGCCUGUCACUCUCCACUGCCAUCGAUACGGGGAGCCGUGAUUGUACUUGGAGCUGGAGACACAGCUUUCGACUGUGCGACAUCCGCUUUGCGUUGCGGAGCCCGCCGAGUGUUCAUCGUCUUCAGAAAAGGCUUUGUUAAUAUAAGAGCUGUCCCCGAGGAGAUGGAGCUUGCCAAGGAGGAAAAAUGUGAAUUUUUGCCUUUCCUGUCCCCACGGAAGGUUAUAGUAAAAGGUGGGAGAAUUGUUGCUAUGCAGUUUGUUCGGACAGAGCAAGAUGAAACUGGAAAAUGGACUGAAGAUGAAGAUCAGAUAGUCCAUCUGAAAGCCGAUGUGGUCAUCAGCGCCUUUGGCUCCGUUCUGAGUGAUCCUAAAGUAAAAGAAGCCUUGAGCCCUAUAAAAUUUAACAGAUGGGGUCUCCCAGAAGUAGAUCCAGAAACUAUGCAAACCAGUGAACCAUGGGUGUUUGCAGGUGGUGAUGUUGUUGGUAUGGCUAACACUACAGUGGAAUCCGUGAAUGAUGGAAAACAAGCCUCCUGGUACAUUCACAGAUACAUACAGUCAACAUAUGGGGCUUCAGUUUCUGCCAAGCCUGAACUUCCCCUCUUUUAUACUCCUAUUGACCUGGUGGACAUCAGCGUGCAAAUGGCUGGAUUGAAGUUUGCGAAUCCUUUUGGUCUUGCCAGUGCAACUCCGACUACCAGUUCAUCAAUGAUUCGAAGAGCUUUUGAAGCUGGAUGGGGUUUUGCCCUGACCAAAACUUUCUCUCUUGAUAAGGACAUAGUGACAAAUGUUUCACCCAGAAUCAUCCGGGGAACCACCUCUGGCCCCAUGUAUGGCCCUGGACAAAGCUCCUUCCUGAAUAUUGAACUCAUCAGUGAAAAAACGGCUGCAUAUUGGUGUCAAAGUAUCACUGAACUAAAAGCUGACUUUCCAGACAACAUUUUGAUUGCUAGCAUCAUGUGUAGUUACAACAAAAAUGACUGGAUGGAGCUCUCCAAAAAGGCUGAGGCUUCCGGAGCAGAUGCCCUGGAGUUAAAUUUAUCGUGUCCACACGGCAUGGGGGAGAGAGGAAUGGGCCUGGCCUGCGGGCAGGAUCCAGAGCUGGUGCGGAACAUCUGUCGCUGGGUGAGGCAAGCUGUUCAGAUUCCUUUUUUUGCCAAGUUGACUCCAAAUGUCACCGAUAUCGUAAGCAUCGCCAGAGCGGCAAAGGAAGGUGGCGCAGACGGCGUUACAGCCACCAACACUGUCUCAGGUCUCAUGGGACUCAAAGCCGAUGGCACACCCUGGCCAGCAGUGGGCACUGGGAAGCGAACUACAUAUGGAGGAGUAUCUGGCACAGCCAUCAGACCUAUUGCUUUGAGAGCUGUGACCACCGUUGCUCGUGCUUUGCCUGGAUUUCCCAUCUUGGCCGCUGGUGGAAUUGACUCCGCUGAAAGCGGUCUUCAGUUUCUCCACGGUGGCGCUUCUGUCCUCCAGGUAUGCAGUGCUGUUCAGAAUCAGGAUUUCACUGUCAUCCAAGACUACUGCACUGGCCUCAAAGCCUUGCUUUAUCUGAAAAGCAUUGAAGAACUGCAAGACUGGGAUGGGCAGAGUCCAGCUACCGGGAGUCACCAGAAAGGAAAACCGGUUCCUCUUAUUGCUGCACUCGUGGGCAAGAAACUGCCAAGUUUUGGACCCUAUCUUGAGCAGCGCAAGAAAAUCGUAGCAGAGGAAAAGAUAAGACUAAAAGAACAAAGUGCAGCUUCUCCACCACUUGAGAGAAACCAUUUUAUCCCCAAAAAGCCUAUUCCUACAAUUAAGGAUGUAAUUGGAAACGCUCUGCGGUACCUCGGAACAUUUGGUGAACUGAGCAACACAGAGCAAGUUGUGGCUGUGAUCGAUGAAGAAAUGUGUAUCAACUGUGGUAAAUGCUACAUGACCUGUAACGACUCUGGCUACCAGGCUAUAGAGUUUGAUCCCGAAACCCACCUGCCCACCAUUACUGACGCUUGUACAGGCUGUACCCUGUGUCUCUCCGUCUGCCCUAUUAUCGACUGCAUCAAAAUGGUUUCCAGGACAACACCUUAUGAACCAAAGAGAGGCUUGCCCUUAGCUGUGAAUCCGGUGUGUUAAGGUGAUUUGUGAAACAGUUGCCGUGAACUUUGAGGUCACCUACAUAUGCUGAGCUUUUUAAUUGUGAUCUUUGUACUCAGCUCUUUCUAAAUUAAAACGUAAUUUCUAAAUAAAAUAUAAUUUCUAAAUAAAUUUCUAAGUUAAAAAAAAAAACUCUACUGCCAGUGACCAUUCAAUUAAUGGUCAUAAAAUACCAUAGUUCUUUUCUCAUAGCAGUUAAAUAACUGUGUAGCAGUUAACUGGAUGUUCACCAUCAGUUGUCCAUUGUGAAGAAUAUUAACAUUUUUGUGGCGAUCAAUGUGAUGGUUUCCACAUUGCCCUAUGCUGUGUCCUGUCUUUGAUUUCCAAUUGUAAGUGAAAUUAAGUAUUUUAGAACAAAGUACAAUUUCACGUCCAAGGAAACAUUUUAUAAUUCAAAAUUACAUUUAAUUUCAACACUGUCUCUAAGCAAAUAUUAUUAGCUCCACAAAGCUCAAGUAAAGUCAAAUAAUUACUUACUGUGGCAGGAAAAGAAAACCAAUGAGGGUCUGCUAAACUUUUUAAAGACCCCUUCACUGAAAUAACUUCUUUCCGGUGCUGGAGGCUACAAGUGAGUGUUUAGUGCCCAUUGCUACCGCACUGCGCUAUUCACCGCUCAUGCCCGAGACAGGUGUCCCGACUCCACCAAUGAAUCAACAUGACAAUCUUCUUUAAAUAUUUAAACUAUGUUCAUAACAAAGUGAGAAGAUAGGAUGAAGCUCUAGUUAAAGCCACUCUUUUUUCGCUGUGCACAGAUCUGUUCUAUCUGCUUCUAACAGUAACCUUCAUAAUUAGAGCAAUCAGUGUUUGAACAAAGCCCAGAUUAUACAGCAGUGGGUCACAUGUUUCAUUGCUCAAGAAUGAAAAAUAUAGUAUUGGUAAUAGAUAUUAAAUGUGCAAUUACUGCUUUAAUGACUCUACUUUAGUGUUUAUGUGGAAUUUCAAAAGUAAUUGAAUAAAAAAGAAAUAAAUAUUUUAUGCUAUUGCCAAAUAAUAUUUCUGUAUUUCUCUAUUUUCAUAAUCAGCAAAUAGCAUUCUAUAAAUUCAUUUAUCUCUCUUUGAGGCAUAUUUUAAUACGAAUCCAUAAGUAGUAAAUCUCUAUGUGACAAUCCAUCGCAUAUUUUGAUGACAAAUGCAAGAUCUAGAAAAAUUAAAUGUUUGAUUUUGCAGUUUUUGAAAUGCACCUUUACCACAAAAUCUGUAUGAUUGAAUUAAUAUCAAAUAAAAUUUUAUAAAGCAUUUUAAACAA